This is a messenger RNA of Meriones unguiculatus (Mongolian gerbil), 426 nucleotides long. Its product is annotated as zinc finger protein ZFP2-like. Lineage: Eukaryota; Metazoa; Chordata; Mammalia; Rodentia; Muridae. The record is from RefSeq and is a predicted model, not a curated record. The transcript has a single exon. The annotation marks the transcript as partial.
ACACACACUGGAGAGAAACCUUAUGAAUGUAACCAGUGUGGUAAAGCCUUUGCACAAAACAGUCAUCUCAUAAGCCAUAAAAGAACACACACUGGAGAGAAACCUUAUGAAUGUAAUGAGUGUGGUAAAGCCUUUGCAAAAAACAGUCAUCUCAUGAGCCAUAAAAGAACACACACUGGAGAGAAACCUUAUGAAUGUAAUGAGUGUGGUAAAGCCUUUGCACAAAACAGUCAUCUCAUAAGCCAUAAAAGAACACACACUGGAGAGAAACCUUAUGAAUGUAACCAGUGUGGUAAAGCCUUUGCACAAAACAGUACUCUCUUAAGCCAUAAAAGAACACACACUGGAGAGAAACCUUAUGAAUGUAACCAGUGUGGUAAAGCCUUUGCAGAAAACAGUCAUCUCAUAAGACAUAAAAGAACACAU